Messenger RNA from Mollisia scopiformis, 411 nucleotides. RefSeq lists its product as uncharacterized. The coding region runs from base 59 to 322 and encodes 87 amino acids. The transcript has a single exon. The record is from RefSeq and is a predicted model, not a curated record. Lineage: Eukaryota; Fungi; Ascomycota; Leotiomycetes; Helotiales; Mollisiaceae.
CAGUGCAACUUACGACCCAUCGAACUGCUGUUUUGCUGUCCAAGAUACAGUGACUGAAAUGUAUUGGCCACACUAUACCAGCAUCACGACUGUUCAAUACAUGACGAUGGUUUUCAUUACCACAUAUCUUACAAUCUCUCGGAAAACAACUCAUUCCAGUAUCACUAGUACUACGACUCUCUUAAGUUCAACAAUUGUCGAGGACCGGGAUGUCGGUAUCGAUGCCGUCAGGCUAUAUGACAAUGCAGGAUCAGCUCCAGCGCAGCUUUUCGCUGAGAUGCUAGAUGGGACCAGUACAGAAACGCAGGGUGUGACAAUGUGAGAAAUCACACCGGAUUUUAGGAGAGAGAAUCUAAAAGAAGACAGAACAUCCCCAGUGGCGUUUUAUAUAUACCCAACGAUUAAGCUAAU